UUCCAGGAGAGAGCCGUGCAGCAGCAGAGCUGCGUGUGGGUUCUGUGCACUUGGAUGUUAACAACGGGGAUUUUAACUAAAGAGAGAAGGAGACAAUGGCGGCUUUUAUUCCUCGAAUAGAACAGUUGUCUUCCCGUGUAGUGCGGAUUCUUGGCUGCAACCCUGGACCCAUGACACUCCAGGGAACAAAUACAUACUUAGUGGGCACAGGAAAAAGGCGAAUCCUGAUAGACACUGGAGAGCCCUCAGUUCCCGAAUACAUAAGCUGCCUGAAGCAAGCGCUGACUCAGUUCAACACCACAAUCCAGGAGAUAACGGUCACACACUGGCACAUUGACCACAGUGGUGGCAUUGCAGAUAUAUGCAAAGACAUCACAAAAGAUUCUGAUUUGCGCAUCACAAAACUCCCUCGUAAUCCUCAUGUUGAAGAAGCUACUCUGGAAGGGAAGACAUACAUGUACUUAAAGGAUGGGGAUGUGUUAGAAACUGAAGGCGCCACUCUUAGGGUCCUCUUCACUCCUGGGCACACAGAUGAUCAUAUGGCUCUCAUUCUUGAGGAGGAGAAAGCUGUUUUUUCUGGAGACUGCAUUCUGGGGGAAGGGACGGCAGUGUUUGAAGAUCUUUAUGAUUACAUGAAAUCGCUGGAGGUCUUACUGAGCUCUAAAGCCGAUUUGAUCUAUCCAGGCCAUGGGCCGGUAGUGCAUAACGCAGGGAGCAAAAUCCGUGAAUACAUCGUUCACAGGAACCUGCGUGAGCAACAGAUUCUCCAAGUUCUGCAAGAGAAUGCUGGAAAGUCCUUCUCCUCAAUGGACCUUGUCAAAGAAGUUUAUAAGGAGACUCCAGAGGUUCUACACAAAGCUGCUGAAGUGAACCUUGUGCAUCAUUUAAAGAAGCUGGAAAAAGAAGGAAAAAUAAACAAAGAACAUUUACCUGCAGUAAGAUGGAGGAGCAGUCUGUGAUUCACUUCAUUAACUCAGCUUGCAGUUUCUUAAAUGCCUUUGAUUGUCUUUUAAUUGGAACAGCUACAGUUUAUUAAGCAGUGUUAAUGGGAUUAAAAUGACAGAUUUUAUUAAGGUUUUUAAUCAUUUUGGUGGCACUACAUACUGGCCGGAGGUCACGUCAGUGAAAGGUAGAAUUACCCACGUAAAAGUGACCAUUGCUUUAUUUUCAUUGUCUUUGUCCUCUCCGUUCUUUCUUUGCCCUCUGUUCUGCACAGUACAUUACAUGUAGCUUCCCAAUUAGCCUUCCAGUGUGAAAUUAAUUGUUCAGUCUAAUAAAGAUAAGAUUUCCAUGCA
Messenger RNA from Lepisosteus oculatus (spotted gar), 1295 nucleotides. It is a transcript of the gene lactb2, whose product is annotated as lactamase, beta 2. The record is from RefSeq and is a predicted model, not a curated record. Lineage: Eukaryota; Metazoa; Chordata; Actinopteri; Semionotiformes; Lepisosteidae. Gene Ontology annotation, molecular function: single-stranded RNA binding; RNA endonuclease activity. Gene Ontology annotation, cellular component: mitochondrial matrix.